AUGAAAGAAAACAAAGAGAACACCAUGGACGAGGAGCUCCCAGGAACACCAAGCCAAAGACCAAGAACACAGUUUCUUCUCUUUUGGGGGCAAUUAUUUCUUCUGAUUCUGCUACCCUGCUUUGGAUCCUCUGCCUGUAACAGAGUGGACAGUGAAUCUCUCUUGUCAUUGGAUUUUAAAGUAUCGUUGCCAUUGAAUUGGUCUGCUUCCUCUUACUGUUGCUCAAGGGAAGGAAUAAGUUGCCACCAAGAUUAUGAUCAUCAUGAUCAACGUGUCAUCCGUCUAUGGCUUCCUGGGAGAGGCUUAACUGGCCCUCUCCCAAAGGACUUUUUUGCCUCCCUCUCUAGUACUCUCCAGGUCCUUGACUUGAGCUUCAAUUGUCUUAUCGGCCACUUACCACUCUCUUCCAACCAAAUCAGCCAGCUUCAAAUUAUAAACUUGUCCACCAAUUUCUUCAAUGGAACAAUCCCAUCUUCAAUCCUUGUCCUCUCAGUGUCCAUUUUCAACGUCAGCAACAACAUAUUUUCCAGGUCGUUACCCAUCAACAGUGGUGGCAAUCACACUUCCCUUGCCUUCUUGGACUUGUCCUUCAAUAAAUUCACUAAACCAAUUCCCCCCGGAAUUGGAUUAUGUUCCAAGCUCCAAGUUUUCCAUGCAGGCUUCAAUGGCCUUCCCGGUUCUGUCCCUGAUGAAAUUUUCAACCUAGCUGAUCUCCGACAGCUCUUUCUGCCUGUCAAUAGUCUUACAGGACCCAUCAGUGAUGGUAUCAUGAACCUCACCAAUCUCCAGAUCCUAGAGCUCUUUUCAAACCAGUUCUCUGGGCCAAUCCCGAGCCAUAUUGGUAACCUUUCCAGGUUGGAAAAUCUGCUCCUCCACAUCAACAACCUCACAGGUCCCUUACCUCUGUCACUCGCAAACAGUACAAAUCUGUCCACCUUGAAUUUGAGGGUCAACAACUUGACUGGAGACCUCUCUGCUUUCAACUUCUCACCUCUUCAGCGCCUCACCACUCUGGACCUUGGCAACAACAACUUCACUGGUGAGUUACCCAAAAGCCUCUGUUCUUGCCAGUCAUUAACAGCUAUUAGAUUGGCCAGUAAUCAGCUCACAGGACAGAUAUCACCUGAAAUAGUUGCAUUAGAAUCCUUGGCUUUCCUCUCCGUCUCUACUAACAACCUGACAAAUGCUACUGGGGCUUUUAGGAUUCUAAAGGAUGAUGAUAGCCUAGGAGACCCAGAUGGAUUCCAAAGUCUUCAGGUUUUUGCUCUGGGAGGUUGCCAAUUCACAGGUCAAGUACCCACCUGGCUAGCUAAUGUUAGAACUCUUGAACUCUUGGACCUGUCAUUCAAUCUUAUAACCGGUUCUGUUCCCGGUUGGUUGGCUAGUCUGGCCAACCUUUUCUACAUAGACUUGUCCAAUAACCUCCUUCAAGGAGGAUUUCCUAGUGAGCUCUGUGGGAUGCCGGCUUUGACAUGGAAAGAGGCCGGCAAUCAAGCGAGUCAGAGUUCUCUAGAGUUGCCAGUCUUUGUGAAGCCCAACAAUGCUAGUGAUCAGCAGUACAAUCGACUCUCCAACCUCCCCCCAGCCCCAGCCAUAUAUCCGAGUAACAACAGCCUUAAUGGCAGUAUCCCCAUUGAGAUUGGCCGAUUGAAGUUUUUUCAUGUGUUGGACCUUGGUCAUAACAAAUUCUCUGGCAGCAUCCCAGAUCAGGUUUCUAACCUCACUAACUUAGAGAAAUUGAAUCUUUCCUAUAACAAUCUAUCUGGUGAAAUCCCUGCAUCUCUCAAAGGUCUGCUUUUCUUGUCUUCCUUCAGUGUGGCAUACAACGAUCUUCGGGGACUUGUACCAUCUGGAGGUCAGUUUGAUACUUUUACCAUCUCCAGCUUUGAAGGGAAUCCGGGCCUAUGUGGUCCAAGAUCCAACACUCACAGAAAGCUUCUUACUGGACUCAUUGUUGCCGUUGGUUACUGCAUUGGCUUUGGCUUUGGUUUUGGCUUUGGUUAUAAACAAAACUUCCUUGUAAUUAAACUGGAAUUUCAUUGA
Molecule: messenger RNA, 2043 nt
Organism: Prunus armeniaca (apricot)
Lineage: Eukaryota; Viridiplantae; Streptophyta; Magnoliopsida; Rosales; Rosaceae
Source: the annotation of a GenBank genome assembly